AUGUCAAGUCAAGAGGCCAAGACUGGCAUUGUCGAGAUCACCUGCUUCACUGAGAAGCAAAUGGAGUACCUGAUCAACUACAUCUACAUUGGUGUAUUCGACUUUUACAGCGUCUGUCAAAACGACACCUUCCUACGCACCGCCAUCCAGCUUUGGACAUUAGGCGAUUACUUUUUAGUACGGAUCCUCUGCUCCGAAGUUGAGUCGGAGCUCAAAGCCUAUACAUACUCCCGUACACAACGAGCAGCCGUAUCCAUGGGGUUGCACCAACCAAGCCCCCAGGAUUGGAUCAAUGCUGGCCGGCUUCUCUACACAGACUACCAAGACGCGGACAGCACACACAUCCUCAAGGCGAUAUUCCUGGAGAUCACCCUUGGUAAGCCAUGGGCUCGGAGGCUACAUCUCCAGAUGCCUGAGUUUAAGACUCUUUGCCAGGAGCAACCCGAUUUCGGCAGCGAUUGCAUGAUCAAGCUGGUGGAUGAUGGUGUUCAACGACUUCAGUGA
Molecule: messenger RNA, 504 nt
Organism: Colletotrichum fioriniae
Lineage: Eukaryota; Fungi; Ascomycota; Sordariomycetes; Glomerellales; Glomerellaceae
Source: RefSeq, a predicted model, not a curated record